Spinacia oleracea (spinach) is the source of this 1957-nucleotide messenger RNA. RefSeq names its product putative ABC1 protein At2g40090. Lineage: Eukaryota; Viridiplantae; Streptophyta; Magnoliopsida; Caryophyllales; Amaranthaceae. Gene Ontology annotation, cellular component: mitochondrial inner membrane. Gene Ontology annotation, biological process: lipid homeostasis; mitochondrion organization. The coding region runs from base 71 to 1705 and encodes 544 amino acids. The record is from RefSeq and is a predicted model, not a curated record. The transcript has 12 exons.
UAAGUGCAUGCUCAGCAGUCCAAUAAAUACCAGCCCAUUCAAAACUUAAUUUUGAAGUCGCGGUCUAAAAAUGGCCACGCGAUCUUUGUGGGGAGUGGCGGCGAAGUUAGUGGCGGCAGGCACCGCCGUCGCUGGUGGAACCGCCGGCGCCGCAAUCUUAACUUCCGACGAUCCGCCGUCGACUCUUAAAUUGUGGACCAAUGUCCCUGUACGCCUCUAUCGCGACUCUUUCACCGCCGCUAGUAUCGCCUUCGAUUAUGAAUAUUCGCUGUGGGGAUUACCAGAAGGUAGCUCUGAGUAUUCAAAAAUGAAACAUGAAGUUCAUCUUAGAAGUGCUCAUAAGCUUCAAGAUCUAUGCUUCAGAAACGGAGGAAUAUAUAUUAAGCUUGGUCAACAUAUUAGUCAAUUGGAAUAUCUGGUGCCUGAAGAGUAUGUAAAAACGAUGAGGGAGUCUAUGUUGAAUAGAUGUCCGGUUUCGUCAUUUGAUCAAGUGUGUGAUGUCAUUAAAAAAGAGCUUGGAGGGAUGCCAGAUGAAAUUUUCGCCAAAUUUGAUCCUGUUCCCAUAGCAAGUGCUUCCCUUGCACAAGUUCAUGUUGCACAUUUGCGUAAUGGCCAAAAAGUCGCUGUGAAGGUACAACACACUCACAUGACGGACACUGCGGCUGCAGAUUACGCAACUGUAGAGUUGAUUGUUAACACUCUGCAUCGGUUUUUUCCCAAUUUUGAUUAUAGGUGGUUGGUUGCUGAGGUCCGUGAAAGCUUGCCUAAGGAACUAGACUUCUUGGUGGAGGCACAGAACAGUCAGAAAUGUGUGCAUAAUUUCAGGAAACUAUCACCACAUAUAGCAGACAGUAUAUAUGUUCCAUUGGUCUACUGGAAUAUGAGUACCAAAAAAUUGUUAACUAUGGAGUUUAUGGAUGGUGUCCAAAUUGAUGAUGUGAAGGGCAUUCGGAAGAUGGGAGUUCAACCAUACGAUGUUUCCCGACUGAUUAGCGAGGCUUUCGCUGAGAUGAUUUACAAACAUGGAUUUGUGCACUGUGAUCCACAUGCAGCCAACUUGAUAGUUCGUCCAUUGCCUUCAGGCAAAAGAAAUAUAUUGGGCAAGAGAAAACCACAGUUGGUACUUUUGGACCAUGGUCUAUAUAAAGAGCUGGACGUUGAUACCAGAAUCAACUAUGCUGCAUUGUGGAAGGGGUUGGUGUUUUCUGAUGAAAAAGCUAUACGAGAAAAUAGUGCAAAGCUGGGUGCCGGGGAUGACCUCUAUGCACUAUUUGCAGGUAUUCUGACAAUGAGGCCUUGGAACAGGGUCAUUGAUUCCUCAGUUGAUCAUUUAGUGGUACAGGGGACAGACAGUGAUCGAUCCGAACUCCAGAUGUAUGCAUCCCAAUACUUCCCUCAGAUUUCAGAACUUUUAAGGAGGCUACCUCGUGUAAUUUUGUUGAUGUUGAAGACCAAUGAUUGCUUACGGGCGGUUAACAAUGCUUUGUUGCAAGGAUCAUCUUUGGAAACAUUCUUGAUUAUUGGUCGGGUUUCUUCCGAAGCAGUCAUUGAGGCAAAGUUGUUGAAAAAGAAAUCUUUGUUAACAUGGCUAACUGUCUGGUUGGAAGGGAUUAUCUUAAGAGCUCGACUUCUGGGGAUGCACUUUGGUAUAUGGUUGUUGCAAGUACAGAAAUUUUUGCUAUAUAGAAAAGCUCUGGGCUGCUGAAUGCUGGUUUACACAUUUGUAUGCGUUCGAUUUUGUUUUAGUUACACAAACCUAUUAUUUUGGGCCAAGCCAACUGAUUGAUCAUCAUUUACAGCCAUUGUUUAGGAAUGCAAUGUGCAUAUAACAUUCAUUAUUCGAAUUUUGAACAACCCCGAUAGCUGGAUACGAGGGGUUCUUACACUGUAAUUAACAAGCAUAAUUAUAAAUUAUGAAUAAUGUAUUGUUGCUGUUGCUGUUGCUGUUGCUGUUGAA